This is a messenger RNA of Hippocampus zosterae (dwarf seahorse), 3729 nucleotides long. RefSeq names its product leucine rich adaptor protein 1-like. The record is from RefSeq and is a predicted model, not a curated record. The coding region runs from base 579 to 1166 and encodes 195 amino acids. The transcript is spliced from 2 exons. Gene Ontology annotation, biological process: positive regulation of canonical NF-kappaB signal transduction. NCBI's taxonomy places the organism in Eukaryota, Metazoa, Chordata, Actinopteri, Syngnathiformes, Syngnathidae.
AUUCCUGCAUGUAUCAAUCAUUUUAAUCAAAUCAGUAUCAAAGGAUUUUUAAUUUAUUUAUGGCAAUGCGUAUUGUUACACAGUGGAUUAAAAUUUAAAGUACUUUUUAGGAAUAGAGAGCUGAACGAAUCAAAUUGAACGUGUCUUUUAAAAAAAUACUUUUUGGUCCUAAAAACAUGACCAAAAUAAAAAGAAAUAAAGGUUCCGUUUUUCAAAAAUAGCAUUCGUCGUGGGAAACGCGCGACUUGAACUGCACACGGAAGUGUGUUUGUUUCGGUUAAUGACGUGUGACGUCACCGUCUCGAUUCACCUGUGCGGUGUCGGAUUUCAAAGACAAGAGGGCGGAAGAAGGGAGGGAGGCAGGCGGGGAAGAUAGCCUGCGGGGAGGACGGCUCGGACGGACGGAAGCUGACCUCUUCAAUGGUAGGACUCUCCAACAUUUCCACUCACUUGUUGCCCUGAGCAUGAAUGAAGUCACACUCGCCACUCACUAGCGUACAACUCCAGACGCAACGCGAACGACAAUUUUCGUCCUGAACAACGCAUUUUGAGUGUUUCGCCAACCCAGUCGACUUGUCAUGGACGAAGGUGGCUCCGCGUUGCCCGAUUUGAAGGACUUGGAGACCAAGUUGGGUCGCAAAGUUCCCGAAAGUCUCGUUCGCUCGCUUGUGGGGAGCAGACACGACAAGGCGACCCCUACGUCGGCACGUUCCGGACAUAAUUCCGCGGACUUUGACCGACUGGAGGGUAAACUCCUUUUCCUCAAACAAGAAAUGGCGAACCUGCGCGCCAUCGACGUGGACCUGAUGCAGCAGCUCAUGUCCAUCAACGAGGGCAUCGAAUCCAUCCGCUGGGUGAUGGACGACAAAGGCGACACGGUCAGCCAAGACGGCAGCCUGACGGGCAGCCUCUACACCCUGUCGGACAGCCAGGACGGCGCCUCGCUGCCGGGUAGCCUCAGCAGCUUGAACGACGCCAACAGCGACGAACUGGACGCGCUGUCUGUGGGCAGCUACCUGGACACGCUCGCCGACGACCUCCGGGAAGACCUUUCGCCAACCAACCUGGACUGCUUUGUUGAUAAAUCCGUAAUAGACGGCGACGCCUUCUGCAAAUCGCCGGUGAAACUGAGCGUGCAAUCCGAUGAAUACUACUGCUUUGGAUAAGGAUGAUUUUUAGCGGCCAUAGGUGCCAUUUCGUGUAUGUGUGUGUGUGGUCGCGAAUUAACAUCGCUGACUCACCCGUGUGACUUUUAGUUUUACUUUGAAACUAGCCACACCUCAGCAAACUACUUGCGGUCACACCCUUACUUCGUUUUUGUUGGUUGGUUAACAUUUGCAGCUGUGUCUUCUGGUUCUGGGUGCAAACGUCAUAUUUAUUGACCGACAUUUUUUAUUUAUUUACCUUCGAAUUUGUUGUCGUUUCUGGUUUGUACACUGGGGUGAUACCCUCGGACAUCUGGACCCUUGACUGUUACGACUUGGUGACGUACUUGGAUCCUUUUAGGGACAACGCCUUGGAGUUUUUGUGGGUGUCUUGAAAAAACAAAAGAAACACCCCUUUAAGGUACAGGGGCUUGUUUUUGGUUGGUAGGUUCAAAUGUACUUUUGUAGCCUUGAUACUUGACUUUUAGAGCCUGGAAACAUACAGUGCCCGAAACAGUACCUUGGAGUCCUUUAUUUCGAUUUGGUCAAGUAUGUGAUGUGACUCGAGCCUGAUUUUCCAGACCCAAACCCGGCGGUUCCUUAUGAUGGCUACAAUGGCUUUUCACUCAGGUGGUACCGUCAGAGUUCUGACUUUCUGACCCUUGACUGUUGGCUUUUGCAAACAGGCUCGCAAACUGUACAUUUUCGGGUCCAAUGAUGAGUCCUAAAUGGGAGAGAAUUGACAUAAUUUUUCGACACACUUUAAAUGAUUGACUUUUAAGCGGUUUGAUGCCUUCUCACUCGAGCGGUACAGUCAUAGUUUGGAUUUUUGGAUUAGUAGGCCACUGUUGAUUCUUACAGUUUGGCAGGAUACGUUUUAUCUUUCCAGGCUCAGAGAAAUGGUACCUCAAAAUUCUUUUUUUGUUUUUUUUUAAAGUCCAAAGCCAUUUAAAUGUUAGUGUUUUCUGACGCACCCUCUGUAAAAUUUGUCUUCGUACAUUUGAAAAUGGUACCGUCGCGUCUGCUACUUUUGUAGCAUCAACGCUCGACAUUUCCAAUUUGUGAUUUUGCCCGUGUCCUUUGAGUCGCUGUAAAAAAAGUGACAAAAUCCAUGACUUGGGCGUGCAAUAAAUACCCCAUUGCACUACUGUAGAUUUGUGAGGUGUAGAAGCGGGUUCACUUGACUUCUCACCCUCGGACGACAACCGUAAAGAAGAAGAUAAAGAUUGAACAGCCAUUUGCACAAUUUGGACACCGCAUGUGAAGUGAUUGGAGACGCUUCAACUUUUUUUAUUCCAUGAAUCCGAAUCGAGAGCACAAAGAUCGGCGGAAUCUUAAACAAAGAACCAAAGAUGAGUUGCACGUUCGGGAUGCGUGACUGAACACCAAAGAUUGUCUCGUCGAUAAAAUGAGCUCGGAGCGCUGGGGAGGUUGUUGACGGCGGCCUCGUGUCAAACACGGCCGCUUCGUCAGCGCGUUUCCAAAUGUCCUUUUUUUUUUUUUUAAACGAUCUGUACAUACACGUUGUUGUGUUGUAGCUCGUCUCAGACGCUGCUUUGUUUUUUUGUACUCUGUACUGAUUGGUGAUGAUGUUCAGCAAAUGACAUGAUAAUAUAUUGUGAUUUCGUACACAAGAUUCCUUGUCCUUUUUUUUUUCUGUCCCAUUAGCGCCACACAGAUCUACUCACCUUAAUCCAGACACAUUAAACGUGCUUGUAACUUUGUCUCGGCAGAUUAAUGAAGUUUCAUGCUGCCUUCAUCUCUUUCAGGUUUUAGCAAGCUUUAAUCUCCGUUGAAAUCCGGUCCCCCAACUAAGGAACUUUUUUUUUUUUUUUUUUUUUUUUUUAAUGGAAGUGCCAAACAAAUAUUUGACUGUUCAGACUACUACAACGAAGCAGGUUCUGCUAGUUCAUCGUCUUGCGGUGAUGAUGCCUGACGUUUCUAAUACAGUAAUGGUGUCUGGAUCAGUGACGUUAUGCCAACCGCAGCAUGCAAAUGCCAAAUGAAGUGUGUGGGUGCGUGCACGUGUCUUUGUCUGUGUGUGUGUUGUGCACGCGCGCAAUCACCAUUUAACCGUUGUGACUAAGUCCAAUUACAAUCUCUUACAGUCGAAACUGUGUACGUGCAGCAGGGAGCCAUUAGCAAAUUAGACACAGCGGGCCUACUGGGCCCCGUUCCCCCAGAUGUAAUGCGACACCGUCUGGAAUCUGGGAAACUGUCGCCAUGCGACCCGAUGAGGAUCCAGGAUGUGGGUUAUUUGAGUUAAAAGCAUGGGCUGCGGGUGAGAGCGGGGUAAAGGGCCAAGUGUGCGUACUGUAACUGUCGGACGACUUCAUUCCGAUUUAAUUACCGUCGUGGUUGACGUCUCGUCGUCAUGAAAAGAAAACGGAUUCCCCUGUGUAAAUAGGCGACGAUGCGUGGCAAUUUGUGUGAGACACGAUGGUUAGUCUGGGUAAACUGAGGACAUUUGCAUUCAGUCUGGAAAUGCUCGAAUGCGUCAAAACAGAAAUCUGAGAAAUCUGAGAUAUCAACAUGAUUUGCUGCUCUUGAAACUUCAAUACAGUGAAACUCUUCUACAACGAAA